Sparassis crispa is the source of this 540-nucleotide messenger RNA. RefSeq lists its product as hypothetical. NCBI's taxonomy places the organism in Eukaryota, Fungi, Basidiomycota, Agaricomycetes, Polyporales, Sparassidaceae. The record is from RefSeq and is a predicted model, not a curated record. The transcript is spliced from 4 exons. Bases 1 to 540 code for a protein of 179 amino acids.
AUGCCUUUUCUUGGAAUCGGAGGUUCAUCUGACUCCAAAUCGGUCGACCCCGAAGUGCGCAAGGCCGAGAAGAUCUUGGCGAACGAGGCGCGCCACGAGCAGCGCAACCUCGAACACGCCGUUAAGGACGUGAGCAAGGUAGAGAAGUCGCACGAGAAGGGCUUCAAGUCGGCAGACAAGGCGCAGCAUGCACUGGAAAAAGCAGCAAACGAGGAGCACGCCACCGCGAUGGAGCUCAACAAGGCAGAGCACAAACACGAUACUGCCGUCGCUGAUCAUAGGAACGCCGUGAAGGAACUCGAGCUCAGCAAGCAGAAUGAGGAGCGCCUCCAGGAGUAUGUGCUGCAACGCAGAAGCACUAUGGAGGAGCUUCAGAACAAAAAGGGUGCCAACGAUCGAACGCGCGAAGGGAAGCUCUCCCAGCUUCACGCUUCCAGCACCAGAAGCAUCGAUGAAGGGCCUUCCGGGGCGCCCACUGGCCCGGACGCGGUCUCUGCGACGGGAGAUGGUCCGUCUGGAAUACAGGGACCCACCGUUUGA